AUGUCCCUGCAAGGGGGAGUCAGCCCAAGCUCUGAGGGCAGGGCCUCGCCCACCCCCAUGCCUCUGGGGUCUGGCGUGGGAGCGGGUCUGGACCCCCAUGGGCUGACAGGGCAGGGCCGAGCUGCCCGGCCCCCACCCUCCGCCCAGGCCUGUGGGGCACAGAGGCCGGCCUGCAUCAGGCCCUCAGGGAGAGGUGGGGCUCUGGGGGGCCUGGACAUCGGGGCUCAGGCCACCAGCUGGCUCACUCCAGCUGGGCCUCAGGGAGCCAGAGAGCAGGGUCUGCGGCUCCCGCCGACUCUGGGGAGCGAGUCUGCUGAAUUGGGACUGUGCUGUCACUGUUUUUUAUAA
Messenger RNA from Rangifer tarandus platyrhynchus (Svalbard reindeer), 348 nucleotides. The record is from the annotation of a GenBank genome assembly. Lineage: Eukaryota; Metazoa; Chordata; Mammalia; Artiodactyla; Cervidae.